UUGGUAGAGAAGGGCAACCCUUACUGGCUGAUACUCUUCAAGCCCUCAAAGAAGCAGGAGGACCUCAUAUUGCCAGCCACAUGGGAUGGAGUAACACACAUUGUGAGCUCUCUCUAUCCCCAUGCCCACCACGACCUUCUUGAGCAUCUCGAGACACUCAAAAACACACAUUUCAGGGAGUUUGAAAAACAAGCAGGUUUCGAGUUCUUGGAGUGCAGGAGAAAUGAACAGGGAACUUUCCCUGACAAGCCGCCUUACUAUAGCUACGAAUUUUACUGCAGUCUCCCGCAGCCUCGAACUGCACUGCAAGUUAGACUCUUUCUCUACUGUGAGCUGAGGCUUCUGGAGAUGUUCAGAGGUGAUGCAUAUGCCUCUACACGCGACCCCGGGAGUGUGCACUGUUUGGAAUACCUCUCCCCCAACUUCCAGCUGAGUGAUUUGGGUCCAGACUUCCUGGGAGUACUGCCCAUGACACGUGUCUCUAUUCCAGACUAA
Messenger RNA from Geodia barretti, 495 nucleotides. NCBI's taxonomy places the organism in Eukaryota, Metazoa, Porifera, Demospongiae, Tetractinellida, Geodiidae. The record is from the annotation of a GenBank genome assembly.